Penicillium waksmanii is the source of this 711-nucleotide messenger RNA. Its product is annotated as putative isochorismatase family hydrolase. The coding region runs from base 1 to 711 and encodes 236 amino acids. NCBI's taxonomy places the organism in Eukaryota, Fungi, Ascomycota, Eurotiomycetes, Eurotiales, Aspergillaceae. The transcript is spliced from 4 exons. The record is from RefSeq and is a predicted model, not a curated record.
AUGCGUUUCUCCAGUGCAAUCCCUGCCUUCCUGUUGGCUAUCACUGCCCCGGUUCAGGCAUGGAACAGACUUGACAAGGACAAUGCUGCUCUGCUGGUGAUUGAUCACCAAGUUGGUCUUUCCCAAGUCGUCCGUGACUUCAGCACCAACGACUUCCGCAACAACAUGCUGGGCCAUGCCGCUCUUGGAAAUGUCUUCAACCUGCCAACCGUCUUGACUACUUCCUCUGACGCGGGUCCUAACGGCCUCAUGAUCAAGGAAAUCAUGGAGAUGCACCCCAACGCUACUUUUGUCCGCCGCCAGGGUGAGGUCAAUGCUUGGGACAAUGCCGAAUUCCGGGCUGCUGUCAAGGCUACCGGCAAGAAGCAGUUGAUUAUUGGUGGAAUUGUGACUGAAGUUUGUACUGCAUUCCUGGCCCUUUCCCUGAUUGAUGAGGGGUAUGAAGUCUACGCCAACACCGACGCUAGCGGUACCUUUGACACCCGUCUUGCUGAGGAUGCGAACCGCCGUAUGGAACGCGCCGGUGUUACUCUGAUGGGACUAUUUGGCAUUGUUUGUGACUUGAUGCGGGACUGGAGGAAGACCCCUGGUCUGACUGAGCUUCUGCCAUACCUUGACAAGUACCAAUUCGCCUACGGUCUUGUUGCUCGUCACCACGCUGGUGCUCUACAGAACGGAACUCUGGCUACCGUUGAGUUGGGUCUGAUCUAA